Messenger RNA from Mobula hypostoma (lesser devil ray), 8240 nucleotides. It is a transcript of the gene mtor, whose product is annotated as mechanistic target of rapamycin kinase. Gene Ontology annotation, biological process: TOR signaling; protein phosphorylation; negative regulation of macroautophagy. Gene Ontology annotation, cellular component: TORC2 complex; TORC1 complex; nucleus. The coding region runs from base 138 to 7796 and encodes 2552 amino acids. The record is from RefSeq and is a predicted model, not a curated record. Gene Ontology annotation, molecular function: protein binding; protein serine/threonine kinase activity; protein-containing complex binding. Lineage: Eukaryota; Metazoa; Chordata; Chondrichthyes; Myliobatiformes; Myliobatidae. The transcript is spliced from 59 exons.
CAUUUUUCUUGCUUUCAACAUGGCGGCUUUUGGGAAGUGGUGCAGCAAAUCAAUGUUUUGAAGUGAGGAUUUCACUGCCCGGUUGUUAGAAAACGAUAGGAGAGAUCUGCAGAAUCUGCAGUGAAUUAGACUACGCCAUGUCAGGAACAGCGUCAGUCCUUCAGCAAUUUGUCAAUGGGUUGAAGAGUCGGAGUGAGGAGACCAGAGCUAAAGCUGCGAAAGACCUGCAACACUAUGUUACCACAGAACUUCGUGAGGUCAACCAAGAGGAAGUCACUUCUUUCUACGAUGAAUUGAACCAUCACAUUUUCGAACUGGUUUCCAGUUCCGAUGUGAAUGAGAGGAAAGGCGGCAUCUUGGCAAUUGUAAGUCUCAUUGGAGUUGAAGGAGGAAAUGCAACCCGAAUUACACGGUUUGCCAAUUACCUACGGAAUCUACUCCCAUCUAGUGACACAGUUGUUAUGGAAAUGGCUUCAAAAGCUAUGGGCCGCCUUUCUAUGGCUGGUGACACCUUCACGGCAGAAUAUGUGGAGUUUGAAGUGAAACGUGCACUUGAAUGGCUUGGAGCAGACCGGAAUGAAGGAAGGCGUCAUGCUGCGGUUCUGGUUUUGCGUGAACUGGCAGUCAGUGCUCCCACUUUCUUCUUUCAACAAGUGCAGGCUUUCUUUGACAAUAUAUUCUAUGCAGUCUGGGAUUCUAAACAGGCCAUAAGGGAAGGUGCUGUUGCUGCUUUACGGGCUUGUCUGAUCCUUACCACUCAAAGAGAGACCAAAGAAAUGCAAAGACCCCAGUGGUACAAGCAAACCUUUGACGAGGCUGAGAAAGGAUUUGAUGAGACUCUGGCUAAAGAAAAAGGCUUGAAUCGUGACGACCGCAUACAUGGUGCUUUGCUUAUUCUAAAUGAAUUGAUUCGUAUAAGCAGCAUGGAAGGAGAGCGCUUGCGUGAGGAAAUGGAAGAUAUCACUCAGCAACAAUUAGUACAUGAUAAAUACUGCAAGGAGUUGAUGGGAUUUGGAACAAAACCCAGACAUAUUACAUCCUUCACAAGUUUCCAGUCUGCACAGCCCCAACAAUCAAAUGCACUUCUGGGACUUCUUGGAUAUAAUACACCCCAGGGCAUUUCGGUAUUUGGAACCACUCCUGCUCCAGCCAAACCAUCUUUGGUGGAAAGUAGAUAUUGUCGCGAGCACAUGGAAGCACGGAUUGAGCAGGUAAUUCAUUGGGUGCUGAAGUAUCGCAGCAGCAAGAAUCCACUGAUUCAAAUGGCAAUCUUAAACUUGAUUCCCCGUCUAGCUGCGUUUAAGCCCCUUUUGUUCACGGGUGAGCGAAAAGGUAUGGAUAUUCCAGAACAACAUCUGUAUGAAUCGAUGAACCAUCUGUUGGCCUGUUUGAAAAGAGAAAAAGAACGUGCUGCUGCAUUCCAAGCCCUGGGUCUACUGGUGGUGGCUGUAAAAACGGACCUUGAUCCAUAUAUGCCGAGAAUCCUGGACAUUUUAAAAGCAGCCCUCCCACCGAAGGAUUUUGCUCACAAACGGCAAAAGCCUGUUCAAGUGGAUGCAACUGUGUUUACUUGUAUCUGUAUGUUAGCUAGAGCUAUUGGACCAACUAUCCAGCAAGAUAUUAAGGAACUACUAGAGCAGAUGCUUGCUGUUGGGCUCAGUCCUGCUUUGACAGCUGUACUGCAUGAUCUAUGUCGACAUAUACCAGCGCUUAAAAAGGAUAUUCAGGAUGGCUUACUGAAGAUGUUGUCACUGGUGCUGAUGCAUAAACCUCUUCGACACCCAGGCAUGCCCAAAAGUUUAGCUCAACAACUUGCAUCUCCCAGCUUGAUGAAUAUCCCUGAAGCAAAUGAUGUUGGAUGCAUAACUCUUGCACUUCGUACCUUGGGCACCUUUGAAUUUGAGGGCCACUCUCUUACCCAGUUUGUCAGACACUGUGCAGACCACUUCCUUAACAGUGAGCACAAAGAGAUUCGAAUGGAAGCAGCCAGAACUUGUUCAAGACUACUCACUCCAUCAGUUCAUCUUAUUAGUGGUCAUGGCCAUGUUGUCAGUCAGACAGCUGUUCAAGUCGUGGCAGAUGUGCUUAGUAAACUCCUGGUUGUGGGAAUUACAGAUCCAGAUCCUGAUAUUCGGUACUGUGUGCUGGCAUCAUUAGAUGAACGUUUUGAUGCCCAUUUAGCCCAAGCUGAGAACCUGCAAGCUCUUUUUGUGGCACUGAAUGAUGAAGUCUUUGAAAUUCGAGAGCUUGCCAUCUGUACGAUUGGUAGAUUGAGCAGCAUGAACCCUGCGUUUGUGAUGCCUUUUCUUCGCAAAAUGCUGAUACAGAUUUUAACGGAACUGGAGCAUAGUGGAGUUGGCCGAAACAAAGAACAAAGUGCCCGAAUGUUAGGCCACCUGGUUUCAAAUGCCCCUCGCCUUAUCCGGCCAUAUAUGGAGCCUAUUCUCAAGGCUUUGAUCUUAAAAUUGAAGGAUCAUGAUCCCAACCCUGGAGUUAUUGUUAGUGUCCUAGCUACAAUUGGAGAACUGGCCCAGGUGAGUGGGCUGGAGAUGAGAAAGUGGAUGGAUGAAUUAUUUCCUAUCAUCAUGGACAUGCUUCAAGAUUCUUCAUCACUUGCAAAAAGACAGGUGGCACUGUGGACCUUGGGACAGCAAGUUGCCUGCACUGGCUAUGUGGUGGAGCCUUAUCGGAAGUACCCAUCUCUCCUUGAAGUGCUGCUAAACUUCUUGAAGACUGAGCAGAACCAGGGUAUUCGGAGAGAGGCUAUCCGUGUCUUAGGGUUGUUGGGUGCGUUAGAUCCAUACAAACACAAAGUUAAUAUUGGGAUGAUUGAUCAAUCUCGUGAUGCAUCUGCUGUCAGUCUAUCAGAAUCUAAAUCGAAUCAGGAUUCAGCUGACUACAGCACCAGUGAAAUGUUGGUGAAUAUGGGGAAUUUACCACUGGAUGAAUUUUACCCAGCUGUUGCCAUUGUAACCCUCAUGCGUAUCCUGCGAGACACAUCUCUUUCAAACCACCACACAAUGGUCGUUCAGGCUGUCACUUUUAUCUUCAAGUCUUUGGGUUUAAAAUGUGUCCAGUUCUUGCCUCAAGUUAUGCCCACGUUCCUCAAUGUUAUCCGAGUGUGUGAUGCCAAUACUCGAGAGUUUUUGUUCCAGCAGCUGGGAAUGCUUGUUUCAUUUGUGAAAAUUCACAUUCGACCCUAUAUGGAUGACAUAUUUGCCUUGAUUAAGGAAUAUUGGACACUUAACAAUCAAAUGCAGAACACCAUUAUUCUGGUUAUUGAGCAGAUUGUUGUUGCUUUGGGAGGGGAAUUUAAGCUUUAUCUGCCACAGCUGAUUCCUCACAUGUUACGUGUCUUCAUGCAUGACACCAGUACAGGACGCAGUGUCACGAUCAAGCUAUUAAAUGCAAUACAACUAUUUGGAGCCAACCUGGAUGAUUACCUUCAUCUUCUGCUUCCUCCAAUUGUCAAAUUAUUUGAUGGGCAAGAAGUACCCCUGCCACCUAGAAAGGUGGCCUUGGAGACUCUGGAUCGCCUGACAGAAUCGUUGGACUUCACAGACUAUGCCUCAAGGAUUAUUCAUCCCAUAGUUCGUACACUGGAUUGUACUCCAGAAUUACGUCAAACUGCAAUGGACACACUUUCUUCAUUAGUAUUUCAACUUGGGAAAAAGUAUCAAAUAUUUAUUCCCAUGGUGAAUAAGAUGAUGAUGCGCCACAGGAUAAACCAUCAACGAUAUGAUGUAUUAGUAUGUCGCAUUGUAAAGGGGUACACGUUGGCAGAAGAAGAGGAAGAAGAAGAUCAGCGCCGGAGUUCACGAGGCAACCAAGGUGACAGGCUGUCGAGUGGACCUGUGGAGACUCAACCUAUGAAGAAAUUGCAUGUUAGCACCACCAAUCUGCAGAAGGCAUGGGGUGCAGCCAGAAGAGUUUCUAAAGAUGACUGGAUGGAAUGGUUGAGGAGAUUAAGUGUGGAAUUACUAAAAGAAUCCCCAUCACCUGCACUCCGUUCAUGUUGGUCACUAGCUCAGGCCUACAAUCCUUUGGCAAGGGAUCUGUUUAAUGCAGCCUUCCUCUCUUGUUGGUCAGAACUGCAUGAAUCACAGCAAGAUGAGCUUAUCAGAAGUAUUGAGCUAGCUUUAACUUCUCAGGACAUCCCUGAAGUCACGCAAACCCUGCUGAACCUGGCAGAGUUCAUGGAGCACAGUGACAAGGGGCCUUUACCUUUGAGGGAUGAUAAUGGCAUUGUCCUCCUUGGAGAGAGAGCUGCUAAAUGUCGUGCAUAUGCCAAGGCCUUGCAUUAUAAAGAGCUGGAGUUCCAGAAAGGUCCCUGUCCUGCAAUUCUAGAAUCAUUAAUUAGUGACACAUUUUCAUAUCUUUUUCCAUCUGGAGGGACUUGGAGACGACAGCUGUGGUCAGGUGGAAUCCAGAUGUACACAUCAGCAAAACUCAUAAAUAACAAACUGCAGCAACCUGAGGCAGCCGCUGGGGUCCUGGAAUAUGCAAUGAAACACUAUGGAGAAUUGGAGAUCCAGGCAACAUGGUAUGAAAAACUGCAUGAAUGGGAAGAUGCUUUGGUUGCAUAUGACAAGAAAAUGGACAUGAACAAAGAUGAUCCAGAGCUUGCUCUUGGGCGAAUGCGCUGCUUGGAGGCACUUGGAGAAUGGGGACAGCUCCAUCAGCAGUGCUGUGAAAAAUGGACCAUAGUCUCUGAAGAAAUAAAAGCAAAAAUGGCAAGAAUGGCAGCUGCAGCUGCUUGGGGACUUGGACACUGGGAUAGUAUGGAGGAAUACGCCUGCAUGAUUCCAAGAGAUACACAUGAUGGUGCCUUCUAUAGAGCUGUUCUGGCUUUGCAUCAAGAUCUCUUCUCCCUAGCUCAGCAGUGUAUUGAUAGGGCCAGGGACCUGUUGGAUACAGAAUUAACUGCUAUGGCUGGUGAGAGCUACAGUCGUGCCUAUGGGGCCAUGGUAUCCUGUCAGAUGUUAUCAGAGCUGGAAGAGGUAAUCCAGUAUAAGCUCGUUCCAGAGCGGCGGGAUAUCAUACGACAAACCUGGUGGGAACGACUCCAGGGCUGCCAGCAGAUUGUAGAAGACUGGCAACGUAUCCUAAUGGUUCGCUCCCUUGUUAUUGGGCCACAUGAAGAUAUGAGGACCUGGUUAAAGUAUGCUAGUCUUUGUGGCAAGAAUGGACGUUUGGCUCUGGCUCAUAAAACCUUAGUACAGCUGCUUGGUGUAGAUCCUUCAAAGCAUCUUGAUCAGCCUCUGUCAACAGUUCAUCCUCACGUCACUUAUUCUUACAUGAAGUAUAUGUGGAAAAGUACCCGCAAGAUUGAGGCUUUCCAACAUAUGCAACACUUUGUCCAGAAUGUGCAGCAACAGGCUCAGCACGCCAUUGCUGCUGAGGACCAACAACAUAAACAGGAGCUCCACAAGCUCAUGGCAAGAUGUUUCCUAAAGCUGGGGGAAUGGCAGCUAAACUUGCAGGGAAUCAACGAGAGCACUAUUCCUAAGGUUCUUCAGUAUUACAGUGCUGCCACAGAGCAUGACAGGAGCUGGUACAAGGCAUGGCACGCCUGGGCUGUGAUGAAUUUUGAAGCAGUUCUCCAUUACAAGCAUCAGAACCAAACUCGCGAUGAGAAGAAGAAACUCAGGCACGCCAGUGGAGCCAGUGCAACGAGUGAGGCCAGUAACAGUGAGAGUGAGGGUGACAGCAAUGAAAAUAGCCCUGUGCCAUCCCCAUUACAGAAGAAAGUUAACGAGGAACUAUCAAAGACAUUGCUGCUGUACACAGUGCCUGCUGUUCAAGGCUUCUUCCGCUCCAUUGCUCUCUCAAGAGGCAACAACCUGCAGGAUACACUCAGAGUUCUAACGCUGUGGUUUGAUUACGGACACUGGCCUGAUGUGAAUGAAGCUCUGGUUGAAGGAAUCAAAACUAUUCAGAUUGACACCUGGCUUCAGGUAAUUCCCCAACUCAUUGCGAGGAUUGACACUCCGCGUGCAUUAGUGGGGCGACUUAUCCAUCAGCUUUUAACUGACAUUGGUAGAUACCACCCCCAGGCAUUAAUUUACCCACUUACCGUCGCUUCCAAAUCCACUACACCAGCUCGACAUAGUGCUGCUAACAAGAUCCUGAAGAAUAUGUGUGAGCACAGCAACACACUAGUGCAACAGGCCAUGAUGGUGAGUGAGGAACUGAUUCGAGUUGCCAUCUUGUGGCAUGAAAUGUGGCAUGAGGGCUUGGAGGAAGCAUCGAGACUUUACUUUGGAGAGAGAAAUGUUAAAGGAAUGUUUGCGGUUCUGGAGCCUCUGCAUGCCAUGAUGGAACGGGGGCCUCAAACUCUCAAGGAAACCUCCUUCAACCAGGCAUACGGCAGGGACUUGAUGGAGGCUCAGGAAUGGUGUAGAAAGUACAUGAGAUCGGGAAAUGUAAAGGACCUCACCCAAGCUUGGGACCUUUACUAUCACGUGUUCCGACGGAUUUCAAAGCAGCUGCCCCAGCUCACCUCACUUGAACUCCAGUAUGUAUCACCUAAGCUGCUAAUGUGCCGUGAUUUAGAAUUGGCUGUACCAGGCACCUAUGAUCCAAACCAGCCAAUCAUCCGGAUUCAAUCAAUAGCUCCUUCCCUUCAGGUUAUAACCUCUAAGCAGCGACCAAGGAAGUUAACCAUCAUGGGAAGUAAUGGCCACGAAUUCAUGUUCUUACUAAAGGGCCACGAAGACCUGCGUCAGGACGAGAGGGUGAUGCAGCUUUUUGGAUUGGUGAAUACCUUGCUCGCCAAUGAUCCUGCCUCUCUGCGGAAGAACCUAAGUAUUCAAAGGUAUGCUGUCAUCCCUCUGUCCACAAACUCUGGUCUAAUUGGCUGGGUCCCUCAUUGUGAUACCCUACACGCGCUCAUUCGAGACUACCGUGAGAAGAAAAAGAUUCUGCUAAACAUUGAGCACCGCAUCAUGCUGAGGAUGGCUCCAGACUACGAUCACCUCACCCUGAUGCAGAAAGUUGAAGUGUUUGAACACGCAGUGAACAAUACAGCUGGAGAUGACCUGGCCAAGUUACUAUGGCUAAAGAGUCCUAGUUCUGAGGUGUGGUUUGACCGAAGAACCAACUACACACGCUCAUUGGCUGUGAUGUCAAUGGUGGGCUACAUCCUAGGGCUUGGAGACCGACAUCCAUCAAACCUGAUGCUGGAUAGGCUUAGUGGAAAAAUCUUACACAUUGACUUUGGAGAUUGUUUUGAGGUUGCAAUGACCAGAGAGAAAUUCCCAGAGAAGAUUCCGUUCAGGUUGACCAGGAUGUUAACCAAUGCCAUGGAGGUAACAGGAUUGGAUGGGAACUAUCGAAUUACAUGUCACACAGUGAUGGAAGUGCUUCGGGAGCACAGGGACAGUGUUAUGGCUGUGCUUGAAGCCUUUGUAUAUGACCCUUUGUUAAACUGGAGGCUCAUGGACACAAACGUUAAAGGUAACAAACGUUCCAGGACAAGAACAGAUUCCUACUCAACCAGUCAGACAGGGGAAUUGCUGGAUGGGGUAGAACUUGGAGAAACAACACACAAAAAAACUGGGACUACUGUGCCUGAAUCCAUACAUUCUUUUAUUGGAGAUGGUUUGGUGCAGCCUGAGGCCCUGAACAAAAAGGCAAUUCAAAUCAUUAACAGAGUUAGAGACAAACUUACAGGUCGUGAUUUUGCCCAUGAUGAAACUUUGGAUGUACCCACUCAGGUGGAGCUGCUAAUUAAACAGGCAACAUCCCAUGAGAACCUCUGUCAGUGCUAUAUUGGAUGGUGCCCCUUUUGGUGAAGCAAUUUCAAUACGUGCAAGAUGGCCUCAUAAAAGUUGAAUGUGAUUCUUGCCAAAUAAGCCAUGUUUAUUUAUUAAGGUUUGAAACCUUGCUGGACAUAACACAAAUGAUACACCGCACAGAGUAACACAGUGGACUGCAGCCCAUGUGGACAGGGCUCUGCAACCAGGAGCCUGCACAGAUGGGAGAUUUAUCAGAGCAAGCUGGAGGUUUUGAGCAGCCUGAGCAGAAUGACAUGACCUGACACCCUGGUUGGGUCCCAAGAACUGACAUUUUGAAUAUCACUGUUAGAAAUAAGCAAGGUUACUUUUUAGAACUAAUCCGAUCAAAUGUAGCUGAGCCCCCUGAUAGAAUAAUAAAUAUUGUAAUUACUGUGGAUACGUAUUACUUCUGGCCAGUAAUUCAGUUCAUAAACCAUUCAUAAAAUAUCAAUAAAGCAAUUA